Messenger RNA from Mesorhabditis belari, 2561 nucleotides. The record is from the annotation of a GenBank genome assembly. NCBI's taxonomy places the organism in Eukaryota, Metazoa, Nematoda, Chromadorea, Rhabditida, Rhabditidae.
GAGUGAAACGAAAAAUCCCUCUCUUGCGUGAUGAAUCUUCGGGAGAGCUUAAAAAUCGACCGCACGUUGUCGGAAAAGUGCCGAGAUUGACGGAUUCUUCUCUGCUUUGCCACCAAUUCUCGUCUUCAAAUAUUCUGAAAAAGUACCCACAACGCCAAGACGCUCCACCGAUCCCCGCCAGUCAAACGGAAGUGCUCAAAUUGGUGCCUCGUCCCUAUCAAGUGUAUCAAAUUAAAGAGCAAGUGCAGAAUGAUGAACACAAUGUGGAUGUUGAAACAACGGAUGAAUGUGAAGUGGAUGGAGUCGUCUAUGAUCACAUCGAAUCUCUCCCGCACAGCUCCGAUUUAUUUCAAGAGAUCGACUUUCUUGAAGAGGAACCGGAUUUUGAAGGAACUCAAUGGGAUGAGCCAGACGAUUUGGUGCUGAGAAAGUGUAAAUCUUGUGGAGUAGUUGCGCCACAAUUAGAGAUGUUGGAGCAUGUGCGAGCUUUUCAUCGCCAGUGUACGCAAGCUCGAGGUUUCCCGCCGAGACCUGGUGGCAAUCUCUGGUGUCCGUAUCCGCAUUGUAAAGUCCUUCUUUACAAUUAUGAGUACCUAAUCGCUCACUUGGUCGGUUUCCACGCUCAAGAGCAGUAUAAACGAGAGGAGAUCGUCUUCAACAACGAUAAUGAAUUAGAGCUUUGGAGACAAAGACAUGAGGCAAAAGAGGGAAAACUUUUCGAAGGAAACGAAGAAAUCCGCGAGUAUGCCGAGGAUGGAUCUCAUAUCGUGAAGAUUAAUAAGAUUUUCUGCUGUGAGAAGAAUUCGGAAACAAUGAAAAAGGCAACACAUGAUCACAUCCCCCGUUUACCCCAUGUCUCGUGCCCAUUUCUCGUUUCGAUUGAACGCUUGGAAUCUGGAUUGAUCAUUUUAUCGGGAACUUUCGCCCACCUUGGUCACAAAAAAUCGGUGCCAAUGAUGCUGACACCGAAAGGGAUUCUCAAGCCCGAGAAAGUCCGACUCACUUUUAGAGAGUUCCGUUGUCAUCCUUGCCGUCGUGUAUUCCCCGAUGCAUCGACUCUUCAAUAUCAUCAACGAUUGAGACAUGGUGUGAUCUCGAUGCUGGGAGGACCGUGCCGUCGCCCAAAUAUCACUUGUGCCGAGUGUCCUGAAUCUUUCGAUAGCAUGCCUAACUACAUCGCUCACGUCAAAGUGGCACACUUAGAGCCGGAUGAGAAAAUGAACAUCGAGACGCAUGUCUUUCAGAAUAAUCAAGAGUUUGAGGAAUGGAAGCUAAAAGUCGAAACGAUGACAUGCGCUCAAUUCGUUUGCACGUCGGGCAAAGUGAGGCCGAAGAAUAAUCUGGGGACCGGCACAUCGCAUCAAUAUCUCCAAUGCUAUCGCUCUGGUCAUCAAUCGAAAUUCUAUCGAUCCGACGAGCCAGCUAGGAGAAGAAAAAGCAAAAAGAUCAACGCUUUCUGCACAGCUUUCAUCAAUAUUGCGGAAACGUAUAAAGGUCAAAUCUCGGUGAAAUGCUGCUUGUACCAUUUCGGUCAUGACAACGAGCCCGAAAAUUUGCCCGUCAGCAAGGGGAUUAAGGGUCGAAUCGAGGAGCUACUUCGGAAUUGUAUGGAUUUCGAUCGAAUCCGAGAUGUGAUCGUUGCCGAAUCGCAGCCGAACGAGCGCGGUUUUUACCUGAAAAAGUACGAAGUAGUGAAUGUGGCAAAGAAAUUGGUGAAAACGGAGCCAUUUCUGAUUCUAAACAACAAACUCGUCCCUGACAGCGAAAACAUUAUCGGGAAAGUGAUUGAGGACACGAAUAAUCGAAAUCGCUGCUUUCCGAGAGGAUUUGAUAGCAAUACGAGGCUUUUAUUGAGGCAUAACAGAAAUGGAGCUGACAGGAGAGAAGAGUUCGUGUUCACUCAGGACGGCCUUGCUCAAGAGUUACACGAUUAUUCCGCGCCUUCAACGUCAACUUUUGACCCAACCACCAAACACUCACUAGAGCCAUCACUCGAAAAGUCCGAGCAUCCGGUUUUGAUGAAACCAAGGCAUAAUAGAAACUCCCAUCACUUGUCCCACUCGGCUCAUCUCAACCGCGUCAAGCAGAUCCGAGCCGCUCUACCGGUAAUCCUUGAAACCGGGGUCGUUUACGAUCCAAGAGCCCCAUCAAUGGAGAUCAAACCCUCAAUGCAACCAUCGAAGAAAGUCCCAUUGUUGAUGCUUCCCGAGCCAUCAGCCGAUGAUUCCCACGAGGCGCAAACGGUGAAAUUGGCUUUGCAAGAAAUCAUCGAUGCUCAAAAAUACGAACGAGAUGCCGGGAAAAGCGAGGAACUCUACAAGCAGAGAACGCUGUUGGAGAGAAAAAUUGUCGAGCUGUUGCCACAAACAAAGAACGGGAAUCGCUUGGUCUUGGAGGUGCCCGGAAUGCCGCCAACACAACAAUAUCCGAAAGUCGUUCAAAUGGAGGAGAAUGAGCCACACUAUGCACAUUUUGAUGCACCCGAUUAUGAGACUUUUGUCUAUCAUCAACAGGACAUUGACGUCAAUUUCAUGGAAGCCAUCCACGACUUGGGGGAAAUU